AAGAUAAUCAGUGAUUUUACUGAUUUCUUGAAAUAUUUUUCAAAUUAAUAAAAUUUGAUUAAAAAUGUUAAGGAAUUUAUUAAAAACGUCCAGUUCCUUGGCAAAAGCAACUUGGCAUCCAGUACAAAAAGAAAUUCUAUUAUCGUCGGCUGUUGUGUCCAGACGUAAUAUUGGGUUGCAGCAUGGCCAAAAUGAUCCCUACCAUGCGGGUACAAUGGCUGAAGUCAAAGAUGAAAUCAUGAAUCGUCUAGGCUUAGAAGCUGGCUAUUCACCGGUGCCCAAAACCCGUGAACAUCUUUUAAAAUAUGAACCGAAAUUAUCCGAUUUACCACCGCGUUCUAUGCAGGAUUCUUUUACCUCGGCCAUUUUGCCAUUGAGUGUGGAUAAGUCGUUGCAAGAUAAAUACAUCUCAUUUUUGGGUAAUGUCCGUAUGGGUCGUUUAAUGGAGGAUAUGGACUUGUUUGCCGUCUGGGUGUGCCAUCAACAUGUCAAACUCAAUAAUCUACCCGAAAAUGUACACUUGCCAUACACCUUUGUCACCAUAUUGGUAGACAAAAUAACAUUUUCCGAUAUGAAGGCCAAGGCCACCGAAGAUGUUAGAAUAUCGGGUCAUGUUUCAUGGGUGGGUAAGAGUUCCAUGGAAAUUGUGGUGUGGUUGGAACAAAAAGAUAAUGGCGGCUGGAAAAAAAUCACUAGAGCUUUGUUUCUAAUGGCUGCCCGUAAUGCCACCAAUACCGCGGCAGCUCCUGUCAAUCCCAUACAACCGGCCAAUGAAGAAGAGACCAAGAUAUUAAAUGGUGGAGUAGAGCGUAAAAAACUUCGUCAGAUACUACAAGCUUCAUCGAUUUUCAAAGUAGAACCCAAUGACUAUGAACAGUCUUUGAUGUAUAACCUGUUUAAGAGGACUACACCUCAAACAACCAUGGAGUUGAAUAGUCGCAUUUUACCUGCCAAAUGUCGCUGGAUGUCUGAUUCAUUUGUUACCAAUACCAUGGCCUCGUUUCCUGAAAAUCGUAAUGCCCAUAAUAAGGUAUUUGGUGGUUUUCUAAUGCGCAAUGCUUUGGAAAUUAGCUGGGUGGGAGCCAAUCUUUAUUGCAAGAGUCGUCCCAAAUUGGAGCAUAUUUGCGAUAUUAGCUUUCAACAGCCUGUGAGUGUAAAUUCAUUUAUUAAAAUGACCGCCUAUGUAGUGUAUACGGAUGUUAACUAUUUACAAAUGAUGACAGUGGCCGAUGUAAUUGAUGCUUCCACUGGUAAUCAAUUGACUUCGAAUGUUUUCUACUAUACGUUUUCGCUGAAGGAUGAGGUGCCCGAAGUUUUACCCAGAUCCUAUCAUGAAACAAUGUGGUAUAUUCAAGGACGUCGUAAGUUUAAGUAUGCCUUGGGCUUGGAAUAAAUGCGAUGCAAUACGACACGAGAUUAAAUACUUUUAGUUUUAAUAAGUCAAUAAAACGAAGAGAUAUUUAAAUAUGUUAUUGACAUAAAGUUUUGUUAGUAGUAUGGUUUACAUACAUAGAGGAAUUUUUUUUUUUGAAUUUAUUAAAACUGCCCAAUUUUCUUUUUAAAGAAAAUUGUCCAUAUUUUUUCGGAUUGUCUUUGCCAAUGAUAUUAAAUUUUGUGUACUUAUUUAUUUAUUAAAGUUAUAGGUAUUGAAUCUGUCAUAAUUUAUUAAUCAUUCAUUAUUAAUUAUUGAUUUUGAAAUAAAAUUGUCUAAUAAAACAAAAAAAGCAUGUAAUAAUGUAAUAAA
Calliphora vicina (urban bluebottle blowfly) is the source of this 1744-nucleotide messenger RNA. Its product is annotated as acyl-coenzyme A thioesterase 9, mitochondrial-like. The transcript is spliced from 3 exons. Gene Ontology annotation, cellular component: mitochondrion. Gene Ontology annotation, molecular function: fatty acyl-CoA hydrolase activity. The record is from RefSeq and is a predicted model, not a curated record. NCBI's taxonomy places the organism in Eukaryota, Metazoa, Arthropoda, Insecta, Diptera, Calliphoridae. Bases 65 to 1393 code for a protein of 442 amino acids. Gene Ontology annotation, biological process: acyl-CoA metabolic process.